AUGACGUCCCCUGUGCCCCUUCCCAGAGCGGCAGCCAAAGAGCAGUUCAAGUCGCUGGGAGCUCAGACUCUGGAGGUGGACAUUAAGGAGGCCGGGGACGGCUAAGGCGGAUACUCUAAGGAGAUGUCCAAGGAGUUAAUUGAGGCUGAAAUGAAGCUGUUUGCCAAGCAAUGUCUGGAAGUAGACAUCCUCCUCAGCACGGCACUCAUCCCAGGUCGCAAGGCUCCUAUCCUGAUCACCAAGAACAUGGUGGAGAGCAUGAAGGAUGGCUCUGUGGUGGUGGACGUGCCUGGAGAACUCUCUGUACACAAGGGUGUGACCCACAUAGGCUUUGCUGACCUGCCCAGCCGCCUGCCUACCCAGUCCAGCACCCUGUACUCCAACAACCUGACCGGACUCAUCCGUGCAAUCAGCCCUUCCACUGAGAACAUCCACUAUGAGGUCAAGGAGCAGUUUAAGUAUGGCACUAUGGACCACAUCAUCAGAGGAUCCGUUGUCAUGCAGAAUGGCAACAACCUCUUCCCAGCUCCUCUGCCCGAUAAUAUCACAGUGGCAGCCACUCCCAAACCCAAGAGCAUGCAGGAGCUGGCCAAGGAGAAGGCUGCUGCCAUGUCCCCCAUCAAGGCCACCCUGACCACCGCUGGCAUGUACGCUGACUGUCUUGGCACCCUUUUAGGCCUGGGCCUGGCUUCCCCCAAUGCAGCCUUCACUCAGAUGGUGACCACCUUCGGCCUGGCUACCAUUGUGGUGUGGUGGGUGAGCCCAGCAGUUCACUCCCCACUCAUGUCCGUCACCAACGCCCUCUCUGGUCUGACUGCUGUGGGCGGUCUGUCUCUCAUGAGGGGGGCGUUCCCAAACAGAGUGUAUAUGCAGACCGUUGUCUACCAGGUUGAGUUUGACUGGUUUUGUUCUCUUUCUCUCUCAGGUGGUUUCCUGGUCACCAAGAAGAUGCUGGACAUGUUCAAGCAUCCCACUGACCCUCCAGAAUACAACUACCUGUACCUACUGCCCACCGGGUUGUUUGUGGGGGGCUAUGGAGUCGCCAUGCAGGCUGGCUACAAAAUUGAACAGAUGAUGUACAUGGACUCUGGUAUGUGCUGUGUGGGAAUCCUGGCUGGUCUGUCCAACCAGUCCACUGCAUGCCUGGGUAAUGCCCUGGGCAUGAUUGGUGUGGCAGGGGGCAUCGCUGUCACCCUGGGCUUUCUGAAGCCCACCCCUGAGCUCCUGGCACAGAUGAGUGCCGCCAUGGCUGUGGGUGGCAUCGCUGAGUUGGGUAUCGCUAGGAAGAUCCAUCACAGCCUGGUGGGUCUGGCUACAGUGCUGACCUACGUGGCAGAGUACAUGAUCGAGUACCCUCACUUUGCUACCGACCCGGCUGCCAACCUCACCAAGAUCAUCGCCUACCUGGACACCUUCAUCGGAGGGGUCACCUUCAGCGGGGUCACCUUCAGCGGAUCCCUGGUGGCUUAUGGGAAACCACAAGGUGAGGACGGACGAUUUCUUUCUUCUCCUCCUCUCUCCAGGUGUGCUGAUGCUAUGAACGCUGGGCUGAUGGUCUCCAGUGUGGGCCUGAUGAUCCCCUACAUGCUGGACCCCAGCUACACAAUGGCCUCUCCAUGGGUGAUCAUCAUGGUGCUCAGCAGCUACUCCGGCUGGGCCCUGUGUGCUGAGGGUUUCCUGCUCAGCAACAACCUGCUCAACAUCGUAGGGGCCCUCAUCGGCUCCUCAAGGGCCAUUCUCUCCUGCGUCGCCAUGAACCGUUCCCUUGCCAGUACAUCAUCCACUGGGUCAGGCAAGCCCAUGGAGAUCAUAGGAAUGGACCAGACUGUCAAAAUGAUCGAAGACGCCCACAACAUCAUCAUCACUCCAGUGUUUGUGUUUUUAGCAUCAGAAUAUCAAUAUCCAGUGAGAUUAAUUUAUUUCAUUGUACGAUUUACAGGAAAAAAUGUACGUUUUGGUAUCCACCGAAUGCCUUGGCAGCUCAACGUGCUAUUGGCCGAGGCGGGCAUUCCCUAUGACAUCGUGCUUUUUCUAUGUCUCAGAAAACGGAAAACGGACCUGGUUCUGGUGAUUGGUGCAAACGACACAGUGAACUCUGCAGCCCAGGAGGACCCCAACUCCAUCAUCGAAUCCAUGAAGAGUGAACGAGUGGUUGUAAUGAAGCGUUCUCUGGGAGUGGGCUAUGCUGCAUUGGACAACCCCAUCUUCUACAAGCCCAACACAGCCAUGUUGCUUGGAGAUGGGCUAUGCUGCAUUGGACAACCCCAUCUUCUACAAGCCCAACACAGCCAUGUUGCGUUUAGCUCCUUCUGGCUUAGCAGCAACUGUUGCGUGAUUAAGUACAAUACUCAGACCAGCUCCACAAUGCUGCCUCCCUGCAAGGAGCCACCAUUGGAAGACACAAGUUACUUCAAGGUCUUCCGCAGAUUCCCCACUGGGCAACAGGUCACACCCGUAAUUGCCCAGCCUACCCCAGUGUCCCGAGAACACCGCUUACCUCCUCCGGAGAGCUACGCUGGAGAUUCUGGAACCUGCCGAGGUUUUCUCUCCCAGUGCUCCCUCAUUUUCGAGCUCCGAGUUCUUCGUUUUUCGUUCCACUCGGACUUCUCAAGGAUAGCGUCAAGGAUAGCGUCCAUGAGGGCACUCGCCUGGGCCAUGGCGGUGUGGGACCAACAAUCCACCGUCUACCUCAGUCUGGAGGAGUUCAUGGAGGAAGUUCAAAAGGUGUUUGAUUCUCGGUUGUCCGGAAGAGAGGCUGCUUGUAAGCUGCUCCUGCUACGUCAAGACUCCCUUAGGACUCCGUCCUUCUGCCUCCCCCGCCGCCACUCCAGGGGGCCACUGUGGUCUCCAAGCUGGACCUACGGAACGCCUCACCUGGUGCGGAUACGGGAAGGGGACAAGUGUAAGACUGCCUUCAACACGGCCAGCGGUCACUACGAGUAUCUGGAUAUGCCCUUUGGCCUUACCAAUGCCCCUGCUGCUUUCAAGGCUCUGGUUAAUGACCUUCUCCGCAAUAUGUUGAACCGGUUCGUCUUCGUCUACCUUGAAGACAUCCUGGUCUUCUCCUGCUCCACCCAAGAACAUAUGCUCCAUGUCCGACAGGUUCUCCAACGCCUCCUGGAGAACCAGCUUUUUGUAAAAGCAGAGAAGUGCGAAUUCCAUCACUCCAGCAUCCCCUUUCUGGGUUAUAUCAUCGCUGCAGGGAGUGUACAUGUGGAUCCCGGGAAGGCCGAUGCUUCGGAUGUCGGAGUGGGGGCUGUCCUGUCCCAGUGGUCUGCCCUGGACCUCAAGAUACAUCCCUGCGCCUUCUUCUCCCACCGCGUCAAUGCCACGGAGAGGAACUAUGAUGUGGGGAAUCGUGAGCUUCUCACUGUGAAGAUGGUGUUGGAGGAGUGGAGGCACUGGCUGAAGGGGGUGGAACAUCCGUUCAUUGUGUGGACCGUCCACAAGAACCUGGAAUACCUCCGCACCGCCAAGUGUCUCAAUUCCAGGCAAACUAGAUGGGCCCUUCUGUUAAUCCGGUUCAACUUUUCCCACUCUUACUGGCUGGGAUCCAUGAAUGUCAAGCCAGAUGCGCUGUCACGCCGCUAUAGCCCCACGGCUACUACCCCGGAACCUGUGACCAUCCUUCCCACCUCAUGCCUGGCGACGGCACUCAGCUGGGGAAUCGGGAAGCCGGUUCUUGAGGUGGGGGGGCAGAAAACUGGAUGUUCAUUCCUGACGAAGUCCGCUCCUCAAUCCUGGAGUGGGCUCACUCCUCCAGGCUUGCCUGCCAGCCGGGCUCCCGUUGGGCCCUGGCUAUUGUGCGACACCGCUUUUGGUGGCCCUACAUGGUUCCUGACAUCUCUGCAUUCGUUGCCGCUUGCACGGUCUGUGCAAAGAACAAAACUCCUCGGCAAGCUCCGGCUGGUCUCCUCCAACCUCAAAGCUGGGUCCAAGAGACUGAAAACAGCUUCUCAAUGCUAUCAGACUGUUAAAUAG
This is a messenger RNA of Oncorhynchus nerka (sockeye salmon), 3981 nucleotides long. RefSeq names its product nicotinamide nucleotide transhydrogenase (gene nnt). The record is from RefSeq and is a predicted model, not a curated record. Gene Ontology annotation, cellular component: mitochondrial inner membrane. Gene Ontology annotation, molecular function: NADP binding. Gene Ontology annotation, biological process: NADPH regeneration. NCBI's taxonomy places the organism in Eukaryota, Metazoa, Chordata, Actinopteri, Salmoniformes, Salmonidae.